AUGGCCGAAUCCGCGUCGAAGGUCAUUCACGUGCGCAAUGUGCCAUCUGAGGCCACGGAGCUCGAUGUGCAGCAACUGGCGCAGAACUUCGGACCUGUUCAGAGGGUCGUCGUCAUGAGAGCCAAGAACCAGGCCCUCAUUGAGAUGCAGGACAUUGCAGCUGCGAUCAACAUGAUCCAAUUCUACACUGGCGUGCAGGCCUCCAUCAAGGGGAGGAACGUGUACUGCCAGUUCUCCUCGCAUCAGGUCCUCACGCCCAACGAGAAUCCGGGCAGGACGCACCAGGAGGGUGCCCCUAACCGCAUAAUCCUAGUCACAAUCCACAACCCGCUCUAUCCCAUCAACGUGGAUGUGCUUCACCAAGUCUUUUCUCCCCAUGGCUUUGUUGAGAAGAUCGUCACUUUCCAGAAAGCUGCUGGGCUGCAGGCGCUGGUGCAGUACAACAACCAGGCGAGUGCGGCCGCCGCCAAGACCAACCUGCAGGGCCGCAACAUCUACGACGGCUGCUGCACGCUCGACAUCCAGUUCUCCAAUCUGACGGAGUUGCAGGUGCAUUACAACAACGAGCGCACCAGGGACUAUGUCAACCAGCUGCCGGAUCAGCCCGGCAAGGCGCCCGGUGGUAUGAUGCAGACGUCACUGUUUGGCGAGGGUGGGAAUGUGUAUGGCGCCAUGCCUGGGCAACGGCCGGGUGUGUUCCCCGGACAGAUGGGGCAGAUGGGGCAGAUGGGGCAGAUGGGCCAGAUGGGGCAGCCGGGCAUGCCGCAGCCUGGCAUGGGCGGCCUCAACGCCUACGGGAACCCCGGCAUGGCAGCAGCAGCGGCAGCUCAGAUGUUUGGGGGCAACCUCCCUCCUGGUGUGACGGGCACCAACGACCGCUGCACUCUGCUCAUCUCCAACAUCCACCAUGAGGUGGUGGACGCGGACAAGCUGUUCAACCUGGUGUCCAACUACGGCAAUGUGGUGCGGAUCAAGUUCCUUCACAACAAGCCUGACCAUGCGCUCGUGCAGCUCGCCGAUGGGCUUCAGGCAGAGCUUGCUGUCACUUAUCUCAAGGUAUGUCUUGUGCUGGUGUGUGUGCUGUAUGCUCUGUCUGUGUGGCGCCACGUGGUGAGCAUCAAGUUCCUUUACAACAAGCCUGACCAUGCGCUCGUGCAGCUCGCCGAUGGGCUUCAGACAGAGCUUGCUGUCACUUAUCUCAAGGUAUGUCUUGUGCUGGUGUGUGUGCUGUAUGCUCUGUCUGUGUGGCGCCACGUGGUGAGCAUCAAGUUCCUUCACAACAAGCCUGACCAUGCGCUCGUGCAGCUCGCCGAUGGGCUUCAGGCAGAGCUUGCUGUCACUUAUCUCAAGGUAUGUCUUGUGCUGGUGUGUGUGCUGUAUGCUCUGUCUGUGUGGCGCCACGUGGUGAGCAUCAAGUUCCUUUACAACAAGCCUGACCAUGCGCUCGUGCAGCUCGCCGAUGGGCUUCAGACAGAGCUUGCUGUCACUUAUCUCAAGGUAUGUCUUGUGCUGGUGUGUGUGCUGUAUGCUCUGUCUGUGUGGCGCCACGUGGUGAGCAUCAAGUUCCUUCACAACAAGCCUGACCAUGCGCUCGUGCAGCUCGCCGAUGAGCUUCAGGCAGAGCUUGCUGUCACUUAUCUCAAGGUAUGUCUUGUGCUGGUGUGUGUGCUGUAUGCUCUGUCUGUGUGGCGCCACGUGGUGAGCAUCAAGUUCCUUCACAACAAGCCUGACCACGUGCUCGUGCAGCUCGCCGAUGAGCUUCAGGCAGAGCUUGCUGUCACUUAUCUCAAGGUAUGUCUUGUGCUGGUGUGUGUGCUGUAUGCUCUGUCUGUGUGGCGCCACGUGGUGAGCAUCAAGUUCCUUCACAACAAGCCUGACCAUGCGCUCGUGCAGCUCGCCGAUGAGCUUCAGGCAGAGCUUGCUGUCACUUAUCUCAAGGUAUGUCUUGUGCUGGUGUGUGUGCUGUAUGCUCUGUCUGUGUGGCGCCACGUGGUGAGCAUCAAGUUCCUUUACAACAAGCCUGACCAUGCGCUCGUGCAGCUCGCCGAUGGGCUUCAGGCAGAGCUUGCUGUCACUUAUCUCAAGGUAUGUCUUGUGCUGGUGUGUGUGCUGUAUGCUCUGUCUGUGUGGCGCCACGUGGUGAGCAUCAAGUUCCUUUACAACAAGCCUGACCAUGCGCUCGUGCAGCUCGCCGAUGGGCUUCAGGCAGAGCUUGCUGUCACUUAUCUCAAGGUAUGUCUUGUGCUGGUGUGUGUGCUGUAUGCUCUGUCUGUGUGGCGCCACGUGGUGAGCAUCAAGUUCCUUUACAACAAGCCUGACCAUGCGCUCGUGCAGCUCGCCGAUGGGCUUCAGGCAGAGCUUGCUGUCACUUAUCUCAAGGUAUAUCUUGUGCUGGUGUGUGUGCUGUAUGCUCUGUCUGUGUGGCGCCACGUGGUGAGCAUCAAGUUCCUUUACAACAAGCCUGACCAUGCGCUCGUGCAGCUCGCCGAUGGGCUUCAGACAGAGCUUGCUGUCACUUAUCUCAAGGUAUGUCUUGUGCUGGUGUGUGUGCUGUAUGCUCUGUCUGUGUGGCGCCACGUGGUGAGCAUCAAGUUCCUUCACAACAAGCCUGACCAUGCGCUCGUGCAGCUCGCCGAUGGGCUUCAGGCAGAGCUUGCUGUCACUUAUCUCAAGGUAUGUCUUGUGCUGGUGUGUGUGCUGUAUGCUCUGUCUGUGUGGCGCCACGUGGUGAGCAUCAAGUUCCUUUACAACAAGCCUGACCAUGCGCUCGUGCAGCUCGCCGAUGGGCUUCAGGCAGAGCUUGCUGUCACUUAUCUCAAGGUAUGUCUUGUGCUGGUGUGUGUGCUGUAUGCUCUGUCUGUGUGGCGCCACGUGGUGAGCAUCAAGUUCCUUUACAACAAGCCUGACCAUGCGCUCGUGCAGCUCGCCGAUGGGCUUCAGACAGAGCUUGCUGUCACUUAUCUCAAGGUAUGUCUUGUGCUGGUGUGUGUGCUGUAUGCUCUGUCUGUGUGGCGCCACGUGGUGAGCAUCAAGUUCCUUCACAACAAGCCUGACCAUGCGCUCGUGCAGCUCGCCGAUGAGCUUCAGGCAGAGCUUGCUGUCACUUAUCUCAAGGUAUGUCUUGUGCUGGUGUGUGUGCUGUAUGCUCUGUCUAUGUGGCGCCACGUGGUGAGCAUCAAGUUCCUUCACAACAAGCCUGACCAUGCGCUCGUGCAGCUCGCCGAUGGGCUUCAGGCAGAGCUUGCUGUCACUUAUCUCAAGGUAUGUCUUGUGCUGGUGUGUGUGCUGUAUGCUCUGUCUGUGUGGCGCCACGUGGUGAGCAUCAAGUUCCUUUACAACAAGCCUGACCAUGCGCUCGUGCAGCUCGCCGAUGGGCUUCAGACAGAGCUUGCUGUCACUUAUCUCAAGGUAUGUCUUGUGCUGGUGUGUGUGCUGUAUGCUCUGUCUGUGUGGCGCCACGUGGUGAGCAUCAAGUUCCUUCACAACAAACCUGACCAUGCGCUCGUGCAGCUCGCCGAUGGGCUUCAGGCAGAGCUUGCUGUCACUUAUCUCAAGGUAUGUCUUGUGCUGGUGUGUGUGCUGUAUGCUCUGUCUGUGUGGCGCCACGUGGUGAGCAUCAAGUUCCUUUACAACAAGCCUGACCAUGCGCUCGUGCAGCUCGCCGAUGGGCUUCAGGCAGAGCUUGCUGUCACUUAUCUCAAGGUAUGUCUUGUGCUGGUGUGUGUGCUGUAUGCUCUGUCUGUGUGGCGCCACAUGGUGAGCAUCAAGUUCCUUUACAACAAGCCUGACCAUGCGCUCGUGCAGCUCGCCGAUGGGCUUCAGACAGAGCUUGCUGUCACUUAUCUCAAGGUAUGUCUUGUGCUGGUGUGUGUGCUGUAUGCUCUGUCUGUGUGGCGCCACGUGGUGAGCAUCAAGUUCCUUCACAACAAGCCUGACCAUGCGCUCGUGCAGCUCGCCGAUGAGCUUCAGGCAGAGCUUGCUGUCACUUAUCUCAAGGUAUGUCUUGUGCUGGUGUGUGUGCUGUAUGCUCUGUCUAUGUGGCGCCACGUGGUGAGCAUCAAGUUCCUUCACAACAAGCCUGACCAUGCGCUCGUGCAGCUCGCCGAUGGGCUUCAGGCAGAGCUUGCUGUCACUUAUCUCAAGGUAUGUCUUGUGCUGGUGUGUGUGCUGUAUGCUCUGUCUGUGUGGCGCCACGUGGUGAGCAUCAAGUUCCUUUACAACAAGCCUGACCAUGCGCUCGUGCAGCUCGCCGAUGGGCUUCAGACAGAGCUUGCUGUCACUUAUCUCAAGGUAUGUCUUGUGCUGGUGUGUGUGCUGUAUGCUCUGUCUGUGUGGCGCCACGUGGUGAGCAUCAAGUUCCUUCACAACAAGCCUGACCAUGCGCUCGUGCAGCUCGCCGAUGAGCUUCAGGCAGAGCUUGCUGUCACUUAUCUCAAGGUAUGUCUUGUGCUGGUGUGUGUGCUGUAUGCUCUGUCUGUGUGGCGCCACGUGGUGAGCAUCAAGUUCCUUCACAACAAGCCUGACCAUGCGCUCGUGCAGCUCGCCGAUGGGCUUCAGGCAGAGCUUGCUGUCACUUAUCUCAAGGUAUGUCUUGUGCUGGUGUGUGUGCUGUAUGCUCUGUCUGUGUGGCGCCACGUGGUGAGCAUCAAGUUCCUUUACAACAAGCCUGACCAUGCGCUCGUGCAGCUCGCCGAUGGGCUUCAGGCAGAGCUUGCUGUCACUUAUCUCAAGGUAUGUCUUGUGCUGGUGUGUGUGCUGUAUGCUCUGUCUGUGUGGCGCCACGUGGUGAGCAUCAAGUUCCUUUACAACAAGCCUGACCAUGCGCUCGUGCAGCUCGCCGAUGGGCUUCAGACAGAGCUUGCUGUCACUUAUCUCAAGGUAUGUCUUGUGCUGGUGUGUGUGCUGUAUGCUCUGUCUGUGUGGCGCCACGUGGUGAGCAUCAAGUUCCUUCACAACAAGCCUGACCAUGCGCUCGUGCAGCUCGCCGAUGAGCUUCAGGCAGAGCUUGCUGUCACUUAUCUCAAGGUAUGUCUUGUGCUGGUGUGUGUGCUGUAUGCUCUGUCUAUGUGGCGCCACGUGGUGAGCAUCAAGUUCCUUCACAACAAGCCUGACCAUGCGCUCGUGCAGCUCGCCGAUGGGCUUCAGGCAGAGCUUGCUGUCACUUAUCUCAAGGUAUGUCUUGUGCUGGUGUGUGUGCUGUAUGCUCUGUCUGUGUGGCGCCACGUGGUGAGCAUCAAGUUCCUUUACAACAAGCCUGACCAUGCGCUCGUGCAGCUCGCCGAUGGGCUUCAGGCAGAGCUUGCUGUCACUUAUCUCAAGGUAUGUCUUGUGCUGGUGUGUGUGCUGUAUGCUCUGUCUGUGUGGCGCCACGUGGUGAGCAUCAAGUUCCUUUACAACAAGCCUGACCAUGCGCUCGUGCAGCUCGCCGAUGGGCUUCAGACAGAGCUUGCUGUCACUUAUCUCAAGGUAUGUCUUGUGCUGGUGUGUGUGCUGUAUGCUCUGUCUGUGUGGCGCCACGUGGUGAGCAUCAAGUUCCUUCACAACAAGCCUGACCAUGCGCUCGUGCAGCUCGCCGAUGAGCUUCAGGCAGAGCUUGCUGUCACUUAUCUCAAGGUAUGUCUUGUGCUGGUGUGUGUGCUGUAUGCUCUGUCUGUGUGGCGCCACGUGGUGAGCAUCAAGUUCCUUCACAACAAGCCUGACCAUGCGCUCGUGCAGCUCGCCGAUGGGCUUCAGGCAGAGCUUGCUGUCACUUAUCUCAAGGUAUGUCUUGUGCUGGUGUGUGUGCUGUAUGCUCUGUCUGUGUGGCGCCACGUGGUGAGCAUCAAGUUCCUUCACAACAAGCCUGACCAUGCGCUCGUGCAGCUCACCGAUGAGCUUCAGGCAGAGCUUGCUGUCACUUAUCUCAAGGUAUGUCUUGUGCUGGUGUGUGUGCUGUAUGCUCUGUCUGUGUGGCGCCACGUGGUGAGCAUCAAGUUCCUUCACAACAAGCCUGACCAUGCGCUCGUGCAGCUCGCCGAUGGGCUUCAGGCAGAGCUUGCUGUCACUUAUCUCAAGGUAUGUCUUGUGCUGGUGUGUGUGCUGUAUGCUCUGUCUGUGUGGCGCCACGUGGUGAGCAUCAAGUUCCUUCACAACAAGCCUGACCACGUGCUCGUGCAGCUCGCUGGCGGGCUUCAGGCAGAGCUCGCCGUCACCUACCUCAAGAGCAUCAAGUUCCUUCGCAACAAGACCAACCAUGCGCGCGUGCAGCUUGCUGACGGGCUGCAGGCAGACCUCGCUGCUACCUACCUCAAGGGCGCAGCUGUGUUUGGCAAGCGGCUGGAGGGCGCCACUGUCUUCGGCAAGCGACUGGAGGGCGCCGCCGUGUUUGGCAAGCGCCUGGAGCAGGGUGCUGCCGUGUUUGGGAAGCGGCUGGAGGGCGCCGCCGUGUUUGGCAAGCGCCUGGAGGUGAACUAUUCCAAGUACCCGCCCAUCAACCCAUCGGCCGACACCAAGGACUACUCCACCGCCAACCUGAACCUCCUGUGUUUCCCUCUUUCUCAUCACUCCCCUCUUGGCGCCGCCGUGUUUGGCAAGCGCCUGGAGGGCGCCGCCAUGUUUGGCAAGCGCCUGGAGGGCGCCACCGUGUUUGGCAAGCGCCUGGAGGGCGCCGCCGUGUUUGGCAAGCGCCUGGAGGUGAACUAUUCCAAGUACCCGUCCAUCAACCCAUCGGCCGACACCAAGGACUACUCCACCGCCAACCUGAACCUCCUGUGUUUCCCUCUUUCUCAUCACUCCCCUCUUCAGGGUGCUGCCGUGUUUGGGAAGCGGCUGGAGGUGAAUUACUCCAAGUACCCAUCCAUCAACCCAUCAGCCGACACGAAAGACUACUCCACCUCCAACCUGAACCGCUUCGGCCGCAACGCGCCCAAGAACUACCGCCACUGCUGCGCGCCCACACGCAUGCUGCACUGCAGCAACCUGCCGGUCGACGCCAGUGCUGACAUGGUGGUAGAGCACAUGGCACCGCACGGGCCCGUGCUGGGGUCCAAGGUGAUUGACAAGGACGGGAAGAAGCAGGUGCUCGUGCUGUUCGAGACGGUUGAGGCGGCCACUGAUGCGCUUGUGGCAAAGCAUGCGACGCCCAUUGGUGGGCAGGUUAUCAGGCUUGCUUUUUCCAAGAGCCAAAAUCUGUAG
This is a messenger RNA of Closterium sp. Naga37s-1, 7173 nucleotides long. The record is from the annotation of a GenBank genome assembly. Lineage: Eukaryota; Viridiplantae; Streptophyta; Zygnematophyceae; Desmidiales; Closteriaceae.